UAAACCGUCGCGAGGAGACGUUUCCGCCCACAAGAAAGAUGGCGGCUCCCUUGAUGGAGAAGCUGGCGGAGUCCUUAGGUUCCCCGGAGCCAGCGGUUCGACUCAUUUUAUCUAUUUUAAUCGGAUAUCCCUGUGCCCUGGUGUACCGGCGGUUCCUGUUCUACCAGUCUUCCACAGUUAUUAAUUUAUUCCACACAUUCUCUGGACUGGCUCUAGCAGCUUUCAACUUCGCAGGCUCUCAGAUUUAUCACUCCGCAGUAUGCGUCCUUGUCCAAUUCCUGAUGCUGAGACUCAUGGGAAGAACAGUAACAACUGUCCUGAGCAGCUUUACCUUUCAAAUGGUCUACCUGCUGGCAGGUUAUUACUACACAGCAACAGAAGAGUAUGACAUCAAGUGGACCAUGCCUCAUUGUGUCCUCAUGCUGAAACUCGUCGGGUUGUCAUUUGAUUUCUAUGACGGUGGAAAGGAACCAUCCCAGCUGAGUGAAGAGCAGAAGAAAUCAGCCCUGCCGUCUGUGCCCUCGCUGCUCGAGGUGUGCGGCUUUUCCUACUUCUAUGGAGGCUUCCUGGUGGGGCCCCAGUUCACGCUGCGAAGCUACCAGAGGCUGGUGGCGGGGGAGCUCACCGACUGCCCCGGAAAACCUCCCAACAGUGUUAUACCGGCUAUGAAGAGGUUUGCUCUGGGUUUUGUCUGCUUGGUGAUUUAUACAAUAUUUAGUCCCUAUUACCCAGACAGCUAUUAUUUAACAGAUGAAUAUGAGGCUCAGCCCUUCUGGUACCGCUGUGUGUUUAUUCUGCUUUGGGCUAAAGUCAUCUUGUAUAAAUACGUCAGCUGCUGGGUCAUAGCAGAGGGCAUCUGUAUCCUCUCUGGCCUCGGCUACAAUGGUGUUGUGGAGGGUCAGCACCAGUGGGACGCCUGUGCCAACAUGAAGGUGUGGCUCUUUGAAACCACGCCGCUUUUCGGAGGAACCAUCGCUUCCUUCAACAUCAACACAAACGCUUGGGCUGCCAGACAUGUCUUCAAGCGGUUAAAGUUCCUGGGAAAUAAGACCCUGUCUCAUGUGGCCACACUGUUGUUUCUGACGAUUUGGCACGGCCUUCACUCCGGAUACAUCUUGUGCUUCUCCAUGGAAUUCUUCAUCAUCACUGUAGAGCGACAGGCCCUGGCUCUGGUGAGGGACAGUCCCUUGCUGACGAAGCUGGCCAACAGCGCGCUCUACCCUCUCAUCUAUGUAGUCCAGCAGUUUAUACACUGGCUCUUUAUGGGCUACCCCCUAGUGCCAUUCUGCCUCUUCACCUAUGACAAAUGGCUCAAGGUGUAUUCGUCCGUCUAUUUCUGUGGUCAUGUAUUCUUCCUUGUAGCCUUUUUACUCAUGCCAUACCUCCGUAAGGCACUGGUGCCUAAGAAAGAACGGAGCCAGAAGAAGCAGGAAUAAAAUUUGGUACUAAGACUUGGCAUGGUCCGUCUGAGGCUAAAUAUCCACUGAAGGGAACUGUGACUUUUCGAGGAAAAGAACGGAAAAUAUUUUAAGGCCUUUAGUAAUAUAUAUGUCCAUGUAAAAAUAAAUUUCUAUAUAUUUUUGUGUUUUAAAUGGGAAGGGUGUUUUUAUAAACAUUCAAAGAAAUGUUUACAGGAAAUUACCAUUGUGCCACGUGGGGUAAUUGUGAGCCAAUCAGGGGUGAUUUCCUGUUUGUUUAUUAUUCUCUCUUGUUGUUCAUUUUAAGUCAUGUGGGACUUGUAGAACUUGAGAGACUUACAUGCUGUCGACACAGAAUUGCACUCACCGGUCACGGGUUCAGAGUCCGUCACUGACUCCGCUGUGUUUUAUGUUUCAUUUCCCCGUCUUUUGUCUAGCACCUGCAUUUAGCAGCAGCAUUAAGCCUCGGCAGGAGGUUUGAGCACAGCGCCAGUGUGUGCGGCGCUCUCUCGUGGAUUAAGACAACGUGCAUACAGCUUUCUGCAAAAGCCACAUGAUAAUAAUAAUAAUAACAAUAAUAAUCAGGGGGGUUAUUUUUUUUUAAAUGGCUGCCAGUGGUUAUACAAGCACUGUAAAUCACAGACACUGUACAUUAACACCGACUCAAAAUGGCCUUGUAUUAAUGAAUGUUUUUACAGUACAUAUGUCCGGGUUUUAAUUUGAUUUGUGAUGAGAGAGAGAAAAAAAAAAAAAAGAUUUGAUUUUAUAGAGUUUUAACAGCUUUUAUGAAAAAGAAAUUUUUUUAUCUUUGGAUAAGAUUUCAUGAAUGGAUCCGCAUCGUUCUCCUGCCUUUCCUCAUGUGAUGUUGUGGUUGUUUUUCUUGCCAUACAUCCUCCUCUUCCUCACUCCAGACUAUGACUCUCCUCUCGUCUCUCCGCCUCAGGCCCUCAGUUCUGAGAUGCACAGUUUGUCGAAGUUAAUCAUUUCAUAAAAAGACUUACUCACUGCCCAAACAUAGUCACUACAGUUUAAUGUUCAGACCCUCACCCUGGUUUUAUAAACAAGACGCAUAGGAUGUGUCUUGAGUUGAGGUAUUGUCUCAUUUUAACUUUAAAACAAAAACAAACAAAAAAAUCUACACUUAUAUUUGAUUUCCACAGUUUCACCUGUUCCUCUACUUCUAACAGGCGAUGGGGGGGAAAAAAUGAGCGAAGUGCAAGCAUCCCAUCCCUCUGUGGGAAUACUUUGUUUUUCGGGAUGGGGGGCUGGAUUGUCUGAAAGCGUGCAGGAGAGCAGCCCGGCCCUGCUGCUGCCGUCCCUUCACUGAAGCUGACACACAGGGAGGAUGAACCUCGCUGUAGCUACAGCCCAGAUUUUAGUAAUAUUUAUACAUGACAUGGUGAUGAUUAAUUAAUGUGAACUGCUAUUUCAAGAGACUACUUCUUUGCCUUAUUCCUACCAAAUGUACACAGGAAAAGAAAACUUGGAAUUGAUGAGGGGGGAGUGAUUUUUUUCAAAUACGCUUUUAUAACUUCAUUAAAAUGCUGCAUUUCAAGCAA
Molecule: messenger RNA, 2977 nt
Organism: Paralichthys olivaceus (Japanese flounder)
Lineage: Eukaryota; Metazoa; Chordata; Actinopteri; Pleuronectiformes; Paralichthyidae
Gene: lpcat3
Product: lysophosphatidylcholine acyltransferase 3
Biological process (GO): phosphatidylcholine biosynthetic process; lipid modification
Cellular component (GO): membrane
Molecular function (GO): 1-acylglycerophosphocholine O-acyltransferase activity; lysophospholipid acyltransferase activity
Source: RefSeq, a predicted model, not a curated record